CUGCUACAGUCUAUUAUCGAUAUAGCUCUUCGAUUAUUGAUAUGAUAGAUGCAUGAACUCCCGACACUUUGGCAUUAUUGAGUUCUAUAUUUCUUCUAUGUGGGGUAUAUAUUCUCACACACGGAAACGGUUCCAAACAGUCAAGAAGGAACAAGCAUAGUGACUUCAUGGCUCUCUUCGUUGUACGCCAUUUUUCAGCCAUGUUUAUUCUAUUGGCAUUUUCAGCUCCCCUAUUGUUUUGCCUCGCUAAUGAAGAAGAUUCUUCACAACUUGGAACUCGGCAAGACAAUUCUCAUUCAGACGCUUUUUCCAACGACUCCGAAGGCAUAAGCUUCUUUGAAACACUGGUCAAACGAUUGGAAUCUGAGUCGUCAUCACCACGCAUGAAACCGGAGACAAUUGCAGCAAUUCCAGAAGAAGAGCUUCAAGAAGCUCUACGCAUUGGCCAAAACUACGUGGAAAAAUGGGAUCGACUGGAAGAGCAGAUUUUCAAACAGAAUCGCACUUUCAGCGGAUAUCCCAGGUAUAUGCGGGAAGCGAUAGCCCAGUCAAAAGAAGCUGCCGUUUAUUUGAUGGCCCGGAAACACCUAAGCCAAAAGUUAAGAGUCUCGCCUGACAAAAUCGGAGAUAUCGAUCGUCUGUUGAGCGUUCGCCAAAAGCCUCAAUCGACUUCAAUGCCAUUAUGCGAUUUCAAUUCAAAGUUUCGGUCUAUCGAUGGAACUUGCAACAGUAAGGAGCAAGCACAAUACGGAAAAGCUGGCACCAUUUUCAAUCGAUUAUUAAAUUCCAACCAAUUCUACAACGACGGUGUAGAGACAAUCCGAAAAAGCCAAUUAACCGGAAGCGAAUUGCCAAGCGCUCGUCUCGUCUCUGCCACCGUUUUGAACAGCGACGACGCAUUUCUUAUUCAUCCCAAAGCCACUCUUCUGUCGAUUCAGUGGGGCCAAUUCCUCGGCCAUGAUCUGAGCCAUACUCCGUCGUUCUCUCAAAGAGACGGAUCUUCCUACGACUGCUGCUCGACAACAAUCGAAGACGGGCAUCCUGAAUGUCUUCCCAUUGCCAUUCGCAGUGACGAUCCGAUUUACAGUCUACUGGGCAGCAGUCGAUUGACCUGCAUGAAUUUCAUCCGGUCGGCGUAUGGAAACAAUUUGGACGGGACUUCUCCUGGAAUGCGAUCGCAAAUUAAUAGUGUGACGCACUGGAUUGAUGCUUCUCAUGUGUACGGGAGCACAAUUGAAAAAGCAAAUGAGUUACGAGACACGACGUCGGGUAGAGGACGGCUGAAGACGUCCGUGGACAGCAACGGACGCCAAAUGUUGCCUUUGGGUAACAGUUCUUACUUAUCCUACAAAGCGGGUGAUUUCCGGGUGAAUCAACAUCCAUUGCUGACUCUCUUGCAUACCGUUUGGCUUCGGGAGCACAACCGCAUCGCCGAAAACUUGUACAGGGCAGCUCCGGGAAAGGCGGACGAAUUUUACUAUCAACACGCUCGGCGUAUUCUGAUUGCUCUGAUGCAACACAUCACCUACAACGAAUACCUUCCCGUCAUGAUAGGUCCUCUUACUAAACUUAAUGUCCACUUUUGUUUUGUCCUAAUAAUCGAUAAUUCUUUUUUUAAAAGCAAAUUUAGUUUCCUGGUUGUGUUGUAAUAAUAAUUUCAAAUUGCAUCAAAUUUCUAUUGAUAGGUCCCGCACUGGCAGCCCGGAUAAUGUGCCCGAAGAAUGGUUAUUUGAAAAGUGGCAAUCCGGCGAUAUUUACCGAAUUCUCAACGGCUGCCUUCCGCGGAGGCCACUCUCAGCUAAGAAGCCUCAUAAGAAUAGUGGAAGAAGACGUUAACAAGGUCGACAGAGGCCUCAAAUUUGAUUUGAGGGUGGAGCUGCCAUCACUAGAAUAUUUGCCUCCUGCCUUGAAAACCGGUUUCAUGGAUCAGGCUCUACAUGGUCUCCUUCAGACGCCUGUGCAGACUGUCAAGUCCAGUCUGCAAGAUGAUUUAAAAACCCAAAUUGUCAAGCCGAAAGCAGAGCCAUUUGAUUUGAUAUCGUUAAACAUUCAACGAGGUAGAGACCACGGUCUUCCUUCAUACACCAAAAUGCUAAGUUAUUUCGAUCGCAAUAAUGUGCCAUCGAAUUUCGACGAACUACUCCCACUCAUACCAGAAGAAGCUGUUGCUGCAAUGAGAUCCGCGUGUACAAAUCGGUGGACGACGUUGACUUGUACGUCGCUGGACUCGCAGAAAAGCCUCUGCCCAAUGCCGCACUGGGCCCCACAUUUGCUGGCAUUUUCGCGGCGCAAUUUUUGAAUUUGAGGCGAACGGACCGCUUCUUCUACGACCACAACGUUGACGGAACUACCGGAUUCAGUUCAAAUCAAGUGGUGGAAAUUCAAAAAGUUUCUUUGGCGCGUAUCAUUUGCGACAACAGCGACGGCACCAUCACACGAGUCCAACCCAAGGCCUUCCUCGCUCCCGAAGGGUCCAACAGACCCGUUUCGUGCGAUAACUUAUCUGAUCUACCCGGAAUCAACUUCUCUAAAAUGUUGCCUCUUUAAAACUUUAACCAAUUUAUUCAAAGGAGGGUGGAGUCUCAAUUGAAACAAUUACAUUCUAAUGAUUGCUUUCAUUGACAAAUUAAAGGUGAAGGGCAGGUGUCAGGAUUGAUGGAGGUUCUAAUACAUUUACAACACCGUCUAA
Molecule: messenger RNA, 2689 nt
Organism: Daphnia pulex (common water flea)
Lineage: Eukaryota; Metazoa; Arthropoda; Branchiopoda; Diplostraca; Daphniidae
Product: chorion peroxidase-like
Exons: 13
Coding region: 168-1649 (493 amino acids)
Biological process (GO): response to oxidative stress
Molecular function (GO): heme binding; peroxidase activity
Source: RefSeq, a predicted model, not a curated record